AUGGUGUAUAAAUUGGAAGUAAGUGCAAACAGUGAAAAUGUUGGUCGUUUUAGAUCGAUCUUUUCACAGAUUGUAGCAUCGAUGUCAUCAUUUCUUCUUUUGUUCGACUUGGGAAUGGCAAUAAAUUUUUCGACGAUUAUGAUCCCAGCACUACUGAAUGCCUCAGAAGGUUUAUCUCUAAAUGAAGAAGAAGCGUCUUGGUUUGGAAGCGUAUCAUUUUUAUCACAGCCAGUAGGUGCCAUACUCUCUGGACCAGUCGUCGAUUACUUUGGUAGACGAAAGUCUAAUUUUCUGGUGAAUAUACCCAUGAUAGUAGCGUGGAUCCUCAUGUAUUACUCAUGGAACCUUCCAACUCUAUUCAUCGCUAACGCUUUGUUGGGAAUUAGCUCAGGAAUCAUGGAAGCCCCCAUCAGCUGUUAUAUAGGAGAAAUCACUGAGCCGUCGAUUCGAGGAGCUUUGUGUGCAUUAACUCAAACGUUCACAGCAUUUGGUGUACUCUUUAUGUACUUCUUGGGCACUUUUCUGGAAUGGCGGAGCGCUGCGUUAGUAUGCCUCAUUGCACCAGUUGCUUCGAUGGCCACCGUAAUUUUAUCACCAGAAACACCAAUAUGGCUACUAACGAAAAAUCGAGAAAAGGAUGCAUUGACAUCCCUGUGUAAACUACGCGGUUGGACCUCACCGGAAAACGUCCAAGAAGAAUUCGUUGAACUGACUGCUUAUAGUAAAAAAUUAGUAAACUGCGUCAUAUGUUCUAGUACUAAUCAAGAUUACAAGCGCUGCGAACAUGAAUCGAUGAAUUGGUUUUUAAGACGUACUAUAAAAUUCAAAUACGUUAUGUUCUGUAAAGAGACGUUACGACCCUUAUCGCUUGUGGUGAUGUAUUUCUUAUUUUUCGUGAUGAGUGGUCUCACGCCCCUUCGACCAAACUUAAUCAAUAUCUCUGGAGCUCUGGGGAUAGCACAAGAUGGUAAAAGAGUUGUGCUAAUGGUUGGAGUUAUAACAUUCGUUAUAAGUUUCAUCGUCAUCGGACUUAUUAAAAUUCUUGGGAAGCGAAUAGUUGUCAUAAGCGCACUAUUCGCAAGCGCAGUCGUCUGUACCCUUUUGAGUACAUAUGCUAAAAUAAAUUUAGAUGAUUCUGUAUUUUCAUACAAUCCAUCGACAUUCCCUAAAGAGACUAGUGUCCUACCAUUGGUGCUACUGUACCUUCUAACAAUAUUUACUGCUUUGGGAGUACCAUGGGUUUUACUUGGAGAACUUUUUCCGUUCAGGAGUCGCGCAACAUCACAGGGGUUGUCUGCAGCAAGCAACUAUCUGUUUUCGUUUCUCGGAUCAAAAACUUUCAUUGAUCUGGAAACUAAUAUUCAACUAUGGGGAACUUUCGCUACAUAUGCAGCAUUCGGUUUUCUGGGAUCUAUUUAUUUGUACUUUUUCCUCCCAGAAACCGAAGGUAAAACGCUACAAGAGAUAGAAGGAUUCUACAACGGUGAACUGCGAGUAUUUGGUGGAAAUUCAGUUUUGAAAUGUUUGAAAAGAGAAAAAAGAUAAAAGAUUAUCGAAAAAUAUAACAUGUUCUUAGAAUAAUAAUACGUAGAAGCCUAGAAGCAUAUAAAAUAGGUAUUUAACCUAACGAUAACUAAUAAUACUAACUACUAUUUAUCACAAUAGCAAAAAGGUAUAUGUUGUUAUGUUUACGAAACUAGCUGUUGGUUCAGCUAGUAUGGUAUCUUGUCAAACAUAAUAAAACAUAUCUAAAAAAGUGACCGUAUUCAACGUGCUUUUAUUAGGGCACUACGCGUAGUUCAUGUGAAAAAUAAAUAUCUUUGAACAUACAGACACGGUCGUCUUUUCCUACGAUAGACUACUUACUGUCUCUUUCGCAGGUACCAACAGACCGAUAAAGCUACAUAUUUUUAUUGAUAUAUGUAUACUAAUUAUCUAUUUAUUAUACAAAAUAUAUGUUCAAACGCAAAAACAAACCUAACACUUCAAUGAAUAAAAAUUACCCAAAAUA
Melitaea cinxia (Glanville fritillary) is the source of this 2011-nucleotide messenger RNA. RefSeq names its product facilitated trehalose transporter Tret1-like. NCBI's taxonomy places the organism in Eukaryota, Metazoa, Arthropoda, Insecta, Lepidoptera, Nymphalidae. Gene Ontology annotation, cellular component: membrane. Gene Ontology annotation, biological process: transmembrane transport. The transcript has 8 exons. The record is from RefSeq and is a predicted model, not a curated record. Gene Ontology annotation, molecular function: transmembrane transporter activity. Bases 1 to 1545 code for a protein of 514 amino acids.